GCAGGAGGAGGCGGCGCAUGACGUCACGGCGGCGUCGGCCGACGUCACCGUGGACUCCGUGCGCGACCACACCGCGCCGCCGCCCGAGCCCGAGCUCAACAUCAACCUGCAGAACUCGCAAGUAAACACGAGCUCGAUGGUGGUGAAGACGACCACGCGUACCACCAUCAACGAGAACAGCACCGACGGUGGCACCACCACCACCACCACCACCAAUGCGGUCGCCGAGAACAUCCUAGAGCACAGUCGCGAGGAGGGAGUCAUCACCCGCAUCGAGACGGGCACCGUGACGGUGCCGGCCGGGACCGACCCCAAGCUGAUCCUGGAGAUGUUUGACCGCCAGCGCUCGCCGCUCAGCGUGCCCGUGCCGCCAGCCGCCCCGCCCACCGCCGACUCGCACUAAAGCCUGGCUCGCACUAGUCGACUCAUUUAGUACUAAAGCCUGGUCCGUGAGCACGUAGAAUCCCGUCCAAUGACCCCAAGGUACCCAUCCUUGUCGCUCGCGCGUAAUUAUAUUGCUGUCGCGACUGUGCGACGCGCGCCCGCAGUGUGUGCGAGCGUGACAGCAACAUAAUUACGUGCGAGCGACAAGGAUGGGUAGCUUGGGGUCAUUGGACGGGAUACUACGUGCUCACGGACCAGGCAUUAGACCGUCUAAACUAAUCGUCACGGAUCAAAAAACCGUUCGCACUUUAGUCGAGUACAGUUUACAAGUCAUUAAUGGUUUUUAUAACUCGACAAAACCGCCUGGUUCGGACUCGUUCAGUCGGUGAGCGAGUGAGUAGGGUAGUCGCGCGUAGUGCGGACUCGCCUGUCAAAAUACAAAAUUAAUCCGCUCGACUAAACAAUUUAGUAAUCUACUCGACUAAAUUUUCGGUUUUCGAACACGUUUAGUUAAUAUUUUACUCGUAACUCGACUAAAUUACGCGACUAGUGCGAACAAGGCUUAAGGACCGCGCGCAGAGCCAUGGCUUAAAAGCCCCUCCUGGCAUAGAUGUAGCUCCCAUAACACUUGGGGCGUUCAGGGGCUGUGCAAACGUAAACAUUCGUAAACACACACUAGACAGAGUACGUUUGUGCAGCCUCUUAAACUCUAGAAAUUAUCCAUAAUUUUACUGUUAUCUGUGACUUUGAGUCGAAAAUAAUAAAUAGCUGACUACAGGUUCUAGCAAUAGUGUUUUAUGCCAGGUUCAGACUCCAGCUACUGCCUCUGUGUUAAUUCGCCUCAAACGUCUCUGAACACACCAUAUCCGCCGGUCCAACGCUGGCUUUACAUUGACUAGUUGGCGCUAAAGACCGUGGCCAAAGCGACUAUUUUGUAUUAUAAUCAUUGAAGUAAUAAAUUGGACACGGUUUAUAGAAUGUUCAUGUCAUUAUAAAUUCAGCUUCUUUUCUUUGAAUUAAAAAAGGAUAAUGCUGUCAAAUCAAGCAAUUUGUCAAUUUAUUUCAUUUAAGCAAAAGUUAAAAAGUAAUUUCGGUCGUUUUGUCAAUCUGCCAAAGUAAAACCAGUCACGACUACACGUCAUAACCGGUAAUCGAUCUCGCACCACCGAUACCAUACAUCGAUGUACCGGAACGCAUAAAAAAUACAACUGCAAUCACACGUAUCGAUAAGAUGUUAAAGGUAUUAAUAGUAUUUUAAUUUGUCUUUUCAUUGACAGCUAAGGGUACUGCCAUUUAAAAA
Ostrinia nubilalis (European corn borer) is the source of this 1684-nucleotide messenger RNA. RefSeq lists its product as uncharacterized. The record is from RefSeq and is a predicted model, not a curated record. The transcript has 4 exons. NCBI's taxonomy places the organism in Eukaryota, Metazoa, Arthropoda, Insecta, Lepidoptera, Crambidae. Bases 137 to 403 code for a protein of 88 amino acids.